Molecule: messenger RNA, 2964 nt
Organism: Dicentrarchus labrax (European seabass)
Lineage: Eukaryota; Metazoa; Chordata; Actinopteri; Moronidae
Gene: syvn1
Product: synovial apoptosis inhibitor 1, synoviolin
Exons: 16
Coding region: 244-2145 (633 amino acids)
Cellular component (GO): cytoplasm
Source: RefSeq, a predicted model, not a curated record
AGGUGGCUCCGAGGAGCAAGCCAAAGAUAAACACGUAGCCAGACGAGCAGGGGCGAGGAUAACACUUAUUACACAGGCUGCGGCGAAAAACACACAAACAUGGAGUAGCCGGUAAGAAAAUAGAGAUCUUUAGCAGGCAAGGGGAGAGACAAACGUCAAGUUAACCACGGAGCAAGUCUUCCGCAGACAUCGAGUCGGUGAGUCCCGCAGACUACUGACAGCUUAUCUGUAGCUGAGUCCAAAAUGGUACGAGCAGCCUUGGUGACCGCCACCAGUCUUACAUUGACUGGGGCUGUGGUGGCACAUGCUUACCUCCUCAAACAUCAGUUCUACCCGACUGUGGUCUACCUCACCAAGAGCAGCCCGAGCAUGGCGGUGUUGUACAUUCAGGCCUUCGUGUUGGUGUUUCUCUUGGGAAAGUUCAUGAGGAAGGUCUUCUUUGGACAGCUAAGGGCUGCAGAAAUGGAGCAUCUCAUUGAGCGCUCCUGGUACGCGGUGACCGAGACGUGCCUGGCGUUCACUGUGUUCAGGGACGACUUCUCCCCCCGCUUUGUCGCCCUCUUCACCCUCCUGCUCUUCCUUAAGUGCUUCCACUGGCUUGCUGAGGACCGGGUGGACUUUAUGGAACGGAGUCCAAACAUAUCUUGGCUUUUUCACUUCAGGGUAUUAUCUCUCAUGGGACUGCUGGGUAUUCUGGACUUCCUCUUUGUCAACCAUGCCUGUUACAGCAUCAUUACCCGAGGAGCCUCUGUCCAGCUUGUCUUUGGAUUUGAGUAUGCCAUCCUGCUGACCAUGGUGCUGACGACCUUCGUUAAAUACCUUCUGCACACUAUUGACCUGCAGAGUGAGAAUCCCUGGGACAACAAGGCCGGCUAUAUGCUCUACACUGAGCUCUUCACAGGUUUCAUCAAAGUGCUCCUGUACAUUGCAUUCAUGACCAUCAUGAUAAAAGUCCACACCUUCCCCCUGUUCGCCAUCCGGCCCAUGUAUCUGGCUAUGAGGCAGUUCAAGAAAGCUGUAACAGAUGCUAUAAUGUCUCGGAGAGCAAUCCGCAACAUGAAUACACUAUACCCUGACGCUACUCCUGAAGACCUGCAGGCCUCUGACAACGUCUGUAUUAUCUGUCGGGAGGAAAUGGUCACUGGAGCCAAGAAGCUGCCUUGUAAUCAUAUUUUCCACUCCAGCUGCCUGCGCUCCUGGUUCCAGAGGCAGCAGACCUGUCCUACCUGUCGCAUGGACGUCCUCCGGGCCUCCAACAACAAUCAGACUCCAGCUCCAGCCCAGGCCCCGCCACCUGCUCCCGCGGCCCCCGCCAACGCCCCCGCAGCCCCACCUGCCAAUGUCGCACCAGGAAUGUUACCUGGCUUUCCUCCUGGCAUCUUCCCCUUCUGGGGUCCCUUCCCUGCAGUCCCUCCUCCUGCUGCUGCAGCUGCAGCUCCCGGGGCUACUGAUGCUCCCCAAAGCAGCACAGAGGCUACGCAGGCAGCUGGUACCAGCCAGCCCACCUCAUCGACUGCAGACACUGCCGCAGCUGCUGCUGCUGCAGGAUCAGCAAUCCCAGGCUUCCCCUUCUCCUUCCCCCCUCCUCCUUUCCCCACUGCACCAUGGCUGCCCAUGCCACCUCCUCCUCCCUUCGUGUCAUCAAUGCCUCCCCCUCCUCCGUCUCUGUCCCGGCUGUCGGAGGAGGAGCUGAGGGAGCUGGAAGCAGAAGGCCGACGCGGCCUCGAGGCCAGGCUCCAGUGCCUCCAGAACAUCCACACCCUGCUGGACGCCGCCAUGCUCAACAUCCACCACUACCUCAGCACCGUCGCCACACUCACUCCUCCUCGGACUGAGAGCAGCACCGGAGAAGCCAGUGGGACCAACAACACUGCUUCAUCCCCUGCAGCCGGCAGUAGCACAGACAGUCCCAGCCAGGAGAAGGACUCUUCCAGCUCUGAGCAGGUGGACGGAGCUACAGUCUCCUCUCAGCCAGCGGACUCCACUUCUGCUGCCUCGGACACAGAAAGGCAAGAGGCGAUGGAUGAAGGACUGGAGGUGGGGGACGAGAACGGAGAGCCAAAUGCUGCUGAGCUGAGACGCCGCCGCCUUCGUAAACUAGAGACUGCAACAGCAUCGUCAUCUUCCCCCCCUCCGGACAACUGAUCCAUGCGCUCUGACUCGGACAGGUUGCUCUGGACCAACAGGAACUCUGAGCUGAUUGAUCGUUGCUUUGGUUCCUCAUUGCCUCUCUUCCUCGUGGCCCUCGCCUUCCACAGGCUCACUGUGUCGAGUUGGAUUCAGACUGCUGGGAGACGCAAUGAUUUUUGCCGCUUAUCUGGACUGUUCUGUGUCAGAAAGCAAUAGCACGACUUCUUUUUUUUUUUGUUCUCACCACCUUCCCCCUGCCCCCCCUCCCCCCUAAAUGACUACUGCAAUAAGAGUGCUGCAGAUGUUUGUAAGUUUAAUCAGAUGGAAGAGGAACGUGGAACCCAGUUAUUUGGUCAGUGUGAGAGAGAGAUGGUGUUUGGAUAUGUGUUUGGUAGUUUUACUGUCGGUGAGGCACUUUGAUUUUUGUUUAAUUCAGCUUUCUUCAACAAAAAAGGUGGUUCCAUUCACCACAUCAACAUGUUACACAGCACCUGGAUCAGUGUCAGAUCCAGUGAAUUCAAAUCAAAGGAAGUUGAUUAACUACUCUGGCUUUGGCUCUUUUUCUUUUAACAUUCAUCACUCUUCUGUUGCCACUGCAGACGUUGUAACAUACUGAUUUAUUUGAAUGUGUACAUACUGUAUAAAGAGUUUUAAUAGGAUGAUCUGUACAUAAUGCAGAAUAAACUGUUGGACUGAAAUGGCAGCGACGUAACACGUAUGUUGGUUUGUAUGUUCACAUACGGAUGUUCUCGGGGUCGGGCCCACCCCCACCCCAAAGACUCCCAUCAUGAAUCUGAGUGGUCAAAGGAUGAUUAAAGGAAGUUAUCUCUGUUA